AUGUCAGAUCGAGAGUUUGGCUCAAACGAAGAACUGUCGCUUCCCAAAGCGACGGUCCAGAAAAUCAUCACCGAGAUCCUCCCCCCAUCCUCCGGCCAGACCUUUUCCAAAGACGCGCGCGAUCUCCUCAUGGAAUGCUGCGUCGAGUUUAUCACACUCAUCUCCUCCGAAGCCAACGACAUCAGCGAGAAGGAAGCAAAGAAGACAAUCGCCUGUGAGCAUGUGGAGCGGGCUCUGCGUGACCUCGGCUUCGGCGAUUACAUCCCGGACGUUUUGGCGGUUGCGGAGGAACAUAAGGAACAGUUGAAGUCGCGAGAGAAGAAGCAGAGCAAGAUGGAGCAGAGUGGGUUGUCGGAGGAGGAACUUCUCCGUCAGCAGCAGGAGCUGUUCCGUUCGGCAACGGAAAAGUAUCACGCGGUUCCGGAAGGAGGACCUGAGUGA
Messenger RNA from Aspergillus calidoustus, 441 nucleotides. NCBI's taxonomy places the organism in Eukaryota, Fungi, Ascomycota, Eurotiomycetes, Eurotiales, Aspergillaceae. The record is from the annotation of a GenBank genome assembly.